AUGGCCAGGGGGGGUCGCAGCGGGCGGGCUCGCGGGGAGGUUGCGGAGAUAUGCAAGGCCUUGGACCACCUCACCUCCAUGAACGGCGCCAAGCCUGAGGUCAUCCAGAUGAAGAGGGACUGCUUCCAGAAGCUGCUCCGCUACAUGACACAGGGCAUCGACAUGUCUGCCGCCUUCGUCCCCGUCACCAAGUGCGUGGCGCUGUCCAAGUCGGACCUGCCACUGAAGAAGAUGCAGUACUUGUACCUGCGCACCACCGCGCGCCAGAACAGCUCGGUGGCACUGCUGGUGGUGCAGACCCUGCUCAACGACUGCAAGGACCUGGACCCUACCAUUCGCGGCGCGGCCCUGCGCUCCAUGGCCUCCCUCCGCGUCCCGGAGCUCAUGGACACCGUGUUCAUGGCCGUGGAGGCCGGGUUGAGGGACCCGCACCAUUACGUGCGCGAGGCGGCGGUCAUGGGCGUGCUCAAGUGCUGGCACGCCGACGCGGCGGGCUGCCGCCUGCGCGGCCUGUUGGGCGAGGUGGAAAGGGCGCUCACGGCUGACGGCGACGCGCAGGUCGUGGCCAACUGUCUCUACGUCAUGCAGCAGGUGGGCGCGCUGAAGGUGACCAGGGACCUCGUAGUCUCGCUGCUCAAUCACAUCCAUUCCUUCUCUGACUGGGCGCAAUGCUUUGUGCUGGACAUCGUGGGGGAUUACAGCCCCGCCUCCGAGGAAGAGCGCUUCGACAUCCUGGAGGUGCUGGACUUUGGGCUGUCCCACACCAACAGCGCGGUGGUCAUGGCCACGGUCAAGCUCUUCCUCAACCACACGGCCGCCUUCCCGGACCAGCAGUCCCAGGUCCUGGGUCGCGUGCGGGACGCCCUCUUGACCCUGGUGUCCGGCAGGGAGCACGAGGUGGUGUACGCUGCGCUUUCUAACACGCUGGUGCUCGCCAAGCGCCACCCUGACGCCUUUGCGCCGCUCUUCACCGACUUCUACUGCCGGUACCAGGACCCCUCCUACCUCAAGGCACUGAAGAUCGACAUGUUGGUGGCAGUGACCGACGCCAGCAACGCCUACGACAUUGCCGAGGAGCUGAGUCAGUACAUCCGGGAUGUGGAUGAGCAACUGGCGCGGCAGGCCAUCCGGGCCGUGGCAGCCAUUGCGCUCAAGGUGCCGGAGGUCAAUGGCAUCCUGGAUCGGUUGCUGCUCUUCCUGGGGUACGAAAAAGAUUACGUCACUGCAGAGACCUUGGUCCAGAUGGCGGUGGUACUGCGGCGCUACCCAGACGCGGCGGAGGCCUGUGUCGACUCCAUCGUGGAAGUCAACCCCGAGACGCUGGCGGGCCCGGACGAGCGGGCUGCCUACAUCUGGGUGCUGGGGGAGCACGGGCAGCGCGUGCAGUCCGCGCCCUACCUCCUGGAGGCCCUGGUGGAGGGCUUCGCGGACGAGGCGGCCAAGGUGAGGCUGGCACUGCUGGCGGCGGUGCCCCGCCUCUUCUUCCGCCGCGCGCCGGAGUGCCGCGGCGCGCUGGGCGCGCUACUGGCCGCCGGCGCCGCCGACGCCGACGUGGAGGUCCGAGACCGCGCGCUGUUUGCGCUGCGCCUGCUGCGCCACGACGUGCAUGCCGCGCGAGAGGUCCUGGGUGCGCCGCUGCCCCUCAUCUCCCGGCCGGGGGAGGAGCAGGCCGCGGAGGUGGAGGACCGCAUCUUCGACGAGAUGAACACCCUGUCGGUGCUUUACCGUGCACCGGCCUACACCUUCAUCGACCCCACCAUCACCAGCGUCGGGGCGUACGACACGGACGGCGAGGGGUCGGAGGAGGGCGUGGCAGGCCAGGGCGCGCCCACCGACCCGACGGGGAUGCUCCUGGACGUGGACACGCGGUCGGAGGCCAGCGCCGGAACCGCCGCGCCCAGCCCCACGCCCGGGUCCAGCGUACCGGACCUGCUCUCGCUCUCCUCUGGGCCGGCGGCGGGUGCCGGCAGGGGGGCCCCAGACCUGCACGUCGGCAUUGGCUUCCCGCCGGCGCCGGCUCUUGCUGGCGCGGGCCUGGACUUGCUGGGCGACCUGGAGGCCGUCGCUGGCUCCUCGCCUGCUCCAGCGCAGAACCUGGGCGCGAGUCUGGGAGGGUCGGGGGCCGGGGCCGGCCAGCCAAUGGACGGCGGGAUUGCCGACCUGCUGGGUGGCCUGGGGUUUGGCGACCCCACGCCCGCCCGCCCCGUCACGGCCGAGGUGGGAGUAGAGGGGAACGAAAAGACGGGGCUGUUAGUGGCCUGCAGCGGCAUCUGGGCCGAUGCCACCCUUGCCGACCAUGGCGCCCCCGCCAACCCCACACACGCCCACGCCGCUCCACCCCAGACCUUUGCGGCGCGCUGGGCUGAGCUGGCGCACAGCGCGCGCAGCGCGCAGGUGGACCUGCCGCUGGGCGUGCUUCCGGCCCUCGCGACCGGCGCGGGGGUGCUGGCGCGCGUGGCGCUGGCGGCGCCGACCACCUCUGUGCGGGUGGUGCUGGAGGUGGCGGGGCCCCCAGGGAGCAACCUUCAGGAUGCGCUGGAGGGCCUGCAGAACCUGCUCCUGUGCCUUUGA
Molecule: messenger RNA, 2571 nt
Organism: Auxenochlorella protothecoides
Lineage: Eukaryota; Viridiplantae; Chlorophyta; Trebouxiophyceae; Chlorellales; Chlorellaceae
Product: Beta-adaptin-like protein A
Exons: 11
Coding region: 1-2571 (856 amino acids)
Biological process (GO): intracellular protein transport; vesicle-mediated transport
Cellular component (GO): membrane coat
Source: RefSeq, a predicted model, not a curated record